Messenger RNA from Boleophthalmus pectinirostris (great blue-spotted mudskipper), 1583 nucleotides. RefSeq names its product sorting nexin 22 (gene snx22). Gene Ontology annotation, molecular function: phosphatidylinositol phosphate binding. Bases 166 to 708 code for a protein of 180 amino acids. Lineage: Eukaryota; Metazoa; Chordata; Actinopteri; Gobiiformes; Gobiidae. The record is from RefSeq and is a predicted model, not a curated record. The transcript is spliced from 7 exons.
UACACACACUGGACCGAACAUCUCAUUGCAGACCCAUAUGUGCAGCUCAUACACUGGAUUUUCGCAUCCACUGAGGUGAAAGUCCUGCUUCUGUGCGUCAACAGCGCGCGGGGCUACGCUUUAAAGGAUUUGAAACCAAAUACUCGUAACUGAACUGUUUUUACAAUGAUUGAAGUUUCGAUACCUUCAAUGGAGCAAGAGGAAGAUGAGGCGGGGAAGACCAAAAAACUUUUCAGGGUGGAGGUCUUGUUCAAUGGGAGAAAACAUUUUGUCCUGAGGAAGACCAGCGAGUUCCAAACUCUGCACAGAAAACUGAGAAAGGUGAUCCAGACUCCAGACUUCCCAAGUAAAAGAAACCAACAUUUAAGAACCAAACCUCCAGAGCAGAGAAGACAGGAGCUCGAGGACUAUAUACAGAACAUUAUUUAUCAGAAUGAAGAUGUGCCUCAGGUUUUGUUGGACUUUCUACAUCUCAAACACUUCCACACAGGGACCAAGGCCUACAGCAUGGAAUCUCUUGAUGACCUUGACAGUCAAGAAGGAAGUUAUCAGUUUCCACAGCAGCGCGCUCUGGCCUUCUACCGUGACCCGUACCUCUCCGAUUACUCCUCAGACCUGCCUGACGUGGUGGUGGACGGCGUCUUACAGGGAUUUUACACCCGAGAAGUCCGAGUCAGUUUUCGAGACCCCACUCCACCGCUGCUUUAAUAUACAACAAAUCUGUUUUAUUCUUUCACAUGGACUGCUUUUGGUUUGUAGUUUUGUAGUAUGUUUUUCAUUUGUAACUAGAGGUACAUAAAACUUUGACUAAUCAGCCGUAGCAUUAUGACAACUGACAGGUGAAGUGCCAUACAGACUUGUUGAUAAUAGUAGAAGCAGCUGAAUUCAGUAAGGAUUUGUUACAUUUCAACAAAUUGUAUUGACUAGACUACUGGGUCAGAGUAUUUCAGAUAUUGGUCUAGUUCUGAUUUAGUACAGCUUUCCUGGUCUACAUUGGUCAGUAUCUAUGGUGGUGCUUUAGUCCUGGUUUAGACCUGGUUUAGACCUGGUUUAGAUCUGGUUUAGACCUGGUUUAGACCUGGUUUAGACCUGGUUUAGACCUGGUUUAGACCUGGUUUAGACCUGGUUUAGUUGGUGUACAUCUGCAACCACACUACUGCAUCUUAAGUUACUGAAGUAGCUUAAUUUUUCCUGUGGCCUUAAAUAUUUCUAGGAGUCAUUUUAACUUAUUUUUAGUUGAAUCUAAAUGUAGUAUUUUAUUAGACGGGGUACAGUGUGUGGAAAAUGAACAUAUGACUGUGUUUAAUAUUUGUUAAGAGACACUGGAUAUUUUUUUAGUGAUUCAGUUUCACUUUUUAGAUGGCUGUUUUAUUCCUUUUGAGCUGACACAAAGAGUUAUGGACCAGCCUCACUUGUAGAGACAUAUUUUUAUAUUGCCUUUUUUACUUUAAUUGUAAGAAUUUGAGUGAAUUUGAACACCUCCUGUAUUAUGGUUCAUAUUAAACUGGGAACAAUCAACAAAGACUUGUCCAUUUUCUUUUUACUAAUUUAACUUUUAGUAAAAUUUUACAUUCACUAAAUUA